AUGGAUGGAUGGAGGUCGUCGACACAGCGUCGUGGGUUUUUCGAGUUUUGUUCGGGCGUAUUAUCCGCAUAUCCCGCUAGACUUGAUUAUUAUAGUGUCACUGCGAUACGUAAGACUCCCAAUAACUUUGAUGAUUCUAGUCAAACAUUCGGAUGGUUAGAAACUUCCAAAAUGACUAUCACUUUCAAACCAUCCCUUCAAGAAAUUCACGAACUUAUUCCCCAGGGAAAUACAAUACCUGUAUAUGCCCAAAUACCAGCAGACUUACUUACACCUGUAAUUGCUUAUUUGCGCCUUGUAACAAAUGGCCGGUUUUCUUUUCUAUUCGAAUCUGUGGCUGGAGGUGAAAAAAUAGGACGUUAUUCUUUUAUUGGCGCGGAUCCUUACAAAAUACUUAAGACAGGUGAAAAGGAAGCUGUUACUGGUGAUCCUCUUAUUGCCUUAGAGAAAGAACUUAAAAGUAUCAAAUUUGUUCCUAUUCCUGGUAUCCCUUCAUUUACUGGUGGAGCAAUUGGAUAUAUCGCAUAUGAUUGUGUGAAAUACUUUGAACCACGUACAGCACGUGAAUUACAUGAUCCAUUUGGUUUACCAGAUUCUGUUUUCUUAUUUUGCGAUACAUUAAUCAUUUUUGAUCACAUUUAUCAGUUAUUAAAUGUUGUAUCACAUUAUCGCGGUGAUUCUACGGAUCCAAAAAUUAUUGAAAAUCAAUACCAUCUUGCAAUCGAAAAAAUACAACGCGUAUUAAAUUUAUUGCAAACGGAUCUUACACCUUCAGUACCUCAGAAAGAAAUCCAAUUGAAUCAAGCCUGUACUUCUAAUGUUGGCAAAAAGGGUUAUGAAACAUUUGUAACACAAUUAAAAAAGCACAUAAAGAAUGGCGAUAUCAUUCAAGCUGUUCCAUCUCAAAGACUUACACGACAUACUUCUUUACAUCCUUUUAACGUUUAUCGAUAUUUACGUACACUUAAUCCAUCACCUUAUAUGUUUUAUAUAGAUCUUGAAGAUUAUCAAAUCGUUGGAGCAUCUCCUGAACUUUUAGUUAAAGUCGAAGAUGAUAUAGUAUAUACUCAUCCUAUUGCUGGUACUCGUAAACGUGGAAAAACAAAAGAAGAGGAUGAAAAACUUGUUAAGGAACUGAUUAAUGAUCCAAAAGAAAGAGCGGAACAUAUUAUGUUAGUUGAUCUUGGAAGGAAUGAUGUCAAUCGUGUUUGUCAGCCAGAAACUGUUAAGGUUGAUUCAUUAAUGGAAGUUGAGAAAUAUAGCCAUGUAAUGCAUAUUGUAAGUCAGGUAUCUGGUAAGCUUCGACCUGAAAAAACUAGAUUCGAUGCAUUUAGAUCAAUAUUUCCUGCUAGUACGGUCUCAGGUGCUCCAAAAAUUAGAGCAAUGGAACUUAUUGCAGAACUUGAACAAGAAAAAAGAGGCGUCUAUGCUGGAGCUGUUGGACAUUUUGAUUUUGCAAAUUCAAUUGAUACUUGUAUAUCAAUUCGUACUAUGCUUUUUAAAAAUGGUGUGGCAUAUCUUCAAGCAGGUGGUAUAGUUUAUGAUAGUGUAGAAGAAGAUGAAUAUCAAGAAACUAUUAACAAAUUAAAAUCUAAUGUUGUUUGUAUUGAUGAAGCUGAAAAAUAUUAUUAUAAUUUACAGAAUCAUAAUUAUUAA
This is a messenger RNA of Funneliformis caledonium, 1656 nucleotides long. The record is from the annotation of a GenBank genome assembly. NCBI's taxonomy places the organism in Eukaryota, Fungi, Glomeromycota, Glomeromycetes, Glomerales, Glomeraceae.